AUGGAGUUCGAUCGCCUCCGCGCCGUGGGCCGCUGGGCCGAGGCGGCCGGCGAGUCCGCCGUGGGGCAGGACAUGCAGAUGCGCCGGCACCGGCUGGAGGAUGCAGCCCGCGCCGAUUGCGAGGCGGCCGGCCCACGAGCCAAGGCCAUGCUUGUGUCCUACGCCGCCGGCGUCAACGCCUUCAUCAACAGCGACGCGCCGCUGCCGGCUGAAUAUACCAUCGCCGGCAUCGCACCCGAGCCGUGGGAGCCGUGGCACAGCCUGGCCAUCUACAAGGUGCGGCACAUUUUCAUGGGCGUCUUCGAGACAAAAGCCUGGCGGGCGCGGCUCGUCAAGGCGUUGGGACCGGAGCGUGCCGCCGCGCUGUUCCCAUCCUACCCGCCGGGUCAGCCGGUCAUCAUUCCCACCGGCGCUGACUAUGACGGCGCGGUCGAUUUCGGCCUGGAGCAACUGCUGGAACACGCCGCCAACCUGAACCUCAUCGGCGAGAUGGACAGCGGCUCCAACUCAUGGGCCAUCGGGCCGGAGCGCACCGCCACCGGUCGCGGGCUGCUGGCCGGCGACAGCCAUCGUGGCCUGGACACCCCCAGCGUCUACUACCAGAACCACCUGGCCUGCGACACCUUCGACGUGGUCGGCAACUCCUUCGCCGGCGUGCCCGGCUUCCCACACUUCGGGCACAACCAUUGGGUCGCCUGGUGCGUGACCCAUACCGCCGCCGACUACCAGGACCUCUACAUCGAGCUGUUCAACGACGCCGACCCUUCGCUCUACCAACAUCAGGAAGAUUGGUACAACGCCGACGUUCGCGACGAGGUCAUCAGGGUGCGGGACGGUAAUAACGUCCACCUGCGGACGUGGGCAACGCACCACGGUUCCGUCGUAGGCGGCGACCCGAUGUCCGGCUACGGCCUGGCCCUGCGCUACACCGCCGGCGACGGCGGCGACCCGUGGACCGACAUCCUGCCCGCCAUGCUGGAAGCCACCGGCGUGGAAGAGUUGGCGGAUGCCAUGGCGGGCUGGGUUGACCCGGUGAACAACUUCGUCAUGGCCGACGUGCACGGCAGCAUCGGGUACCAAUGCCGGGGCGAAAUCCCCCGGCGUCCCGGCGACGUCGGCGCGCCCCUGCCGGUUCCCGGAUGGGACGGAGAGCACGAGUGGCAGGGCAGCAUCCCCUUCAAGGAGAUGCCCCGCAACAUCAACCCCGCGGAGGGUUACAUCGUCACCGCCAAUAACCGGCCGGUAGGUGCGGACUACCCCUACUACAUCUCCAUGGAUUUCGCCCCCGGCUACCGGGCCAUGCGCGUGGCCCACGGCGUGCGCAGCGUACCCCAUGCCUCCGCCGCUGACAUGGGUCGCAUCCACGCCGAGCGCGUGUCACUGCCGGCUCAGACCUACGUCAGCGCGCUGGCCGGCGUUUCCGCACCGGAUGAUGCGGUGGUCGCGGCAGCCUUGGCGAAGUUGCAGCACUGGUCCGGCAGCAUGGACCCCGACGCGGUGGAGCCGACGAUAUACAGCGCGAUGCGCGACGCCCUGCUGUGGCGGCUGCUGAAGCACAACAUCGGCGAGGACCUGGCUGCAAUAGGCUGGCAACCGGCCGACCGGGGACGCGGAGUAUUCCUGAACCGUUUCAAGAACCUGAUGACCGAUGCCAUCUCCGGUGGUGACACCGACCUGCUGCCCGAUAGCGCGGACUGGCCGGGCGCGCUAACCACUGCGUUGCACGAAGCGGUCCGCACGCUGACCGCAAAGCUCGGUCCCGACGUCGCCGGCUGGCGGUGGGACCGGGUGCACCGUGCGCGGCCGCAGCAUCCGCUGUCCAUGGCGACGCCGGAGUUGGGCGCACUACUGAACCCACCGGAGAUCGCCACCGGCGGCGACGGCGACACCCCUUGGGCCGGGUCCUACGCGCCGGGCGACCUGGCGACGGUGGGCGGGCUCUCGGUGUUCCGGUAUGCCUACGACCCGGCGAACUGGGACCGCUCGCUUUGGGCGGUUCCGCUGGGAGCCUCGGGCCACCCGGCCAGCCCCCACUUCUCCGACCAGUCGAAGAUGUGGAGCAAAGUGCAAAUGACGCCCAUGCUCUACGACUGGGAGCGCGUCAAGGCCCACGCCGAGACGGAGCAGACGCUGCGGGCGGGGUAG
Messenger RNA from Geodia barretti, 2145 nucleotides. Lineage: Eukaryota; Metazoa; Porifera; Demospongiae; Tetractinellida; Geodiidae. The record is from the annotation of a GenBank genome assembly.